Entelurus aequoreus (snake pipefish) is the source of this 1188-nucleotide messenger RNA. RefSeq names its product diphthamide biosynthesis 3 (gene dph3). Lineage: Eukaryota; Metazoa; Chordata; Actinopteri; Syngnathiformes; Syngnathidae. The record is from RefSeq and is a predicted model, not a curated record. Gene Ontology annotation, molecular function: metal ion binding. Gene Ontology annotation, biological process: protein histidyl modification to diphthamide. The transcript has 3 exons. The coding region runs from base 180 to 431 and encodes 83 amino acids.
AACGUUGCUUGCCAACCGCCAGUAAACAAACAAAAAAAGAAGAUGACAUCAUCAAACAGCGACUGCAUGUGUUUUUACAAACGUGCAAUCCUCACACCGGCAUCGUUUUAAAACUUUCAUCAGUUCGCCCUUUAAUUGCAUCAUUUCAUGUUUUCGUCAUUAUUGAAUGUGUUGUGAAAAUGUCUGUUUUUCAUGACGAAGUGGAGAUAGAGGACUUUGAAUACGACGAAGACGAAGAAAUGUUUUACUUUCCGUGUCCCUGCGGAGACAAAUUCGCCAUCAGCAAAGAGGAUCUAGAAAACGGUGAAGAAGUGGCAUCGUGUCCCAGCUGCUCGCUUAUUGUCAGGGUUAUCUACGACAAGGACUCAUUCAUGGUGGGAGAAGUGUUGGAGGCCCCCUCAGAAAGCAAAGUGGAGGUGCUUCAAACCUGAUUCACACUUGACUAAACAAGGACAAAGGUGUCCUUGAUGACUGCUGAUGUAUGCAUCUGCCUUAUUUUCGGACUUGUUUCUGCACUUUAUUGUCCACUUAGCAGGUAAUAUUGAUGACCCAACCGGCAUUACAUUACACAUGCUGUAAAAUACAUUUUUAUAUUGCUGACAAACUUGCUUUAUGCUCUGUAAUUGAUGGAAAAAUACACAAAUUCAGCAUUUUUUUGCACAAGAAACUUAACAAUCCCACACAUUACAUUAAUAACACAGAUCAGUGGACAAAUACUCAUAUUUAUUUAAUGUUAUUAUUUGUACUCUUCCUGAUGUCAUCACCGCUGUUGAUUCCUCACAUGAUCAGAUAAUAGCUCACGUGAUCAGUCCCGAAGCAGCUUAUAAAAAAGUGUGCUGAGGUUGUUUGUUAAGGAAUGGAAUUAGAAAUGUGUAAAUAUGUCAAUGUUCAUGUUAUUUUAUUGAUUUGUAGUCAUGGCAUUGUGUAAGUAAUGCAAAAGACAUGUUGUACUUACAAUAGCAUGUCUCAAGUACUUUCUUCAUGCUAAUGAUACAAUUAUUUUAAAUAAAUCAAUGACUUCUAUUAAAAUCAUGAUGCCUGUAAAGAAUUGUAUUUAUUUGGUUGUAUUAUUACUUACACCAGGAGGUUAUGUGAUUGCUUUAUAGUUUUUUUCAGUUAAUUAGUGAGUAACAUAAUUAAAAAAGGUAUGGGCAAAUUUUCUUGAACAUUUUUUUGGGUGGAUAAUUA